GCCGCGGGGAGCCGGAGCAGAGCCCGCCGCAUACAAGCCUCUGCCUGCCCGGGCGGCCGUGGCUGCCGCCCCGCUUCUCCUGUUGCCCGCACGACUGGGAGGCAGGACCAGACCCGAGGGGUCGGUCCCGACGCUGCGCCUUCCCGGCACCGGCAGCAACUUUGCCGCUCCGGCCGCGCUCGCUGCUCCCUGCCGCCGUGCGAGCGUUCGGAGGGUGCAGUGACCGAUCCCAGCAAGAGUUUUGCAAAGCUCUGAUACACCCUGAGCUGCGCGCAACAACCUGUGUUCUCCGAGGUGCUGGAGAGAAGGAAUUAUGUGUUCGCGACCGCCCGGCGAGGGGAGGUGUCUUCCUCAAGGGACUUUUCCUCACCCAUAGAGCUGCCGGCUGCCCGCGACGGCGGGAGGACGCAAAUGGGCAGAACGAGGCCGUUGUGGCUGCUGGCGAGGAGGCAGCGGUCCCGGGAAAGGGCGGAGCGCCGGGGGGGGGGUCCUCCCGGCGCUGCACUUGCUACAUUAACUCGGCGCGUCGGCGACGGCGACACAACUUUCUGGGUCUGCCCCCGGUGACGGCGAGAAGAGCCUCUUCGCCGCUCCGCUCGCCACGUCCCCCGCUGCCCGCGGCGGACCCCGGCAACAGCGGGAGCUGCGCUCCGGCGGCAGCAGAGUCGCGGUUGCUCCCGCUCCGGCCCCGGCGAGGAGGGCUGUCCCCGGGAGCCGGGCGGGCAUGUCUCCCGCUUCCAGCCCCGCUGAGCGAGGCGGAUGCCGCCUCUGAAGGGGAGCGUGUGAGCCCCGCCGCCUCCCGGCCAUGCGGCCCCUCCGCGCUCCCCUCGCCCUGCUCUGCCAGGUGCUGAGCGCCUGGGCUGCCUGCGCCCUCGCCCCGGCUCCCGUCGCGGCCGCCGGGGCGCCGGCGCCCCCGCAGCGCGCCCGCUCGCACGCGGCGGCGGAGAGGGGCGGGGCGGGCGGGCCCCGCUGGCUGCCCCUGAACGGCUCGGCCGGCGGUGAGGGCAGCGCCGGGGGCCGCGGGAACGCCACGGGGCGCCGCGCCCGCCUCCGCAACCCCUUCUACCCGCUGACCGAGGAGUCCUACGGCGCCUACGCCGUCAUGUGCCUCUCCGUAGUGAUCUUCGGCAUCGGCAUCAUGGGCAACAUGGCAGUGAUGUGCAUCGUCUGCCACAACUACUACAUGCGGAGCAUCUCCAACUCCCUGCUGGCCAACCUGGCCUUUUGGGACUUCCUCAUCGUCUUCUUCUGCUUGCCGCUGGUCAUCUUCCAGGAGCUCACCAAGAAGUGGCUCCUAGAAGACUUCUCCUGCAAAAUCGUCCCGUACAUCGAGGUGGCCUCUCUUGGAGUCACCACAUUCACACUGUGUGCCCUCUGCAUUGACCGGUUUCGUGCUGCCACCAACGUGCAGAUGUAUUAUGAGAUGAUUGAAAACUGCACCUCGACGACAGCCAAGCUGGCUGUCAUCUGGGUAGGUGCCCUGCUGCUGGCACUGCCGGAGGUGGUGCUGCGCCAGCUGGCCAAGGAGGACCCCGAGUACAGUGGCAGCCCCCCGGGUGAGCGCUGCGUGGUGAAGAUAUCCACUGCACUGCCCGACACCAUCUACGUGUUAGCUCUCACCUAUGAUGGGGCACGACUCUGGUGGUACUUUGGCUGCUAUUUUUGUUUGCCUACCCUGUUCACUAUUACCUGCUCCUUGGUGACAGCAAGGAAAAUCAGGAGGGCUGAAAAGGCUUGCACAAGGGGGAACAAGCGACAAAUUCAGCUGGAAAGUCAGAUGAACUGCACAGUGGUGGCUCUGACCAUUUUGUAUGGGUUUUGCAUCAUUCCGGAAAACAUUUGCAACAUUGUGACUGCCUACAUGUCCACAGGGGUCUCACGACAAACUAUGGACCUCCUCCAUCUCAUUAGCCAGUUCCUUUUGUUCUUUAAGUCCUGUGUUACCCCAGUUCUCCUCUUCUGCCUCUGUAAACCUUUCAGCCGGGCCUUUAUGGAGUGUUGCUGUUGCUGCUGUGAUGAAUGCAUCCAGAAGUCUUCCACAGUGACAAGUGAUGACAAUGACAAUGAGUACACCACGGAACUGGAGCUCUCUCCUUUCAGUACCAUCCGUCGCGAAAUGUCCACUUUUGCCUCCGUGGGGACUCACUGUUAAUUUACCUUAGGACUUUUUAUUUUCUGUAUCUUUUUCCUUUUUCUUUUUUUUUUACUUUAUAUUUUUCUUCUUGAACAAAAUGCAGGAAAAAUAUUACUGUUGAACACUACUCUCAAAACCAAUCUGUGUAUUAACAGUCAUGCUUUAGAAAAUAAUUUGUUUGGUUAUUAAAAGGAAAGAGAGAGAAGGAGAGUCAGCACUCAGUUUUAAGUCGUGAUAUUUUGUAUGGUGCUAGGAUUUCAUUGCUUGGGGAGGAGGAUCCAUAUCGAUCUCCUUUUAUUUAAUUCCAUAGUAUUUUUUUGGAUAAUCACUGUAAAAUGAUUUGUAGACAUUGUGGGCUUUGCAAGGUGGUUCACGUAAAAGAUGUGGUGGAAAGUAUUUGAAGGUAGUUUUAAGCCAAUUACUGUACACUAUUGUGAGAGGACUUAGGCUUCAGAAAAUUUAUAAAUAGCAUAAAAAUAAAUGAGGCUUUAUUCUUUAACUUCCUUGUCAAUCUGCAUUUAACAAAGACAUCUAUGAGUAGUAUUAAAUUCCUUUAAUAAGUAAAAAAAAUCUUUGCAUAAAAUAACGUAGAUGGCCAUAUUUAAUUAACAUUUGGGUACUUAUCCUUGGAGGAUAUAAUUACAGUGUUCAAGGAAGAUGGUUAUAAUGGUAUUAGAUUUAUAUGAGUGGGUUCUUUUAAUGUUAUAUUAUGAAGGUCCAAUGUGCCUCAUUGAAAAUUUUUUUAACCUGCAGGUAUACAAAAUCUGAGUUAUUUUAUACUUCUUACAAAGAAACAUUCAUUUUAUCAUUGCAUUUUGUCUUGUGUGGUUUCAAAAUCAAGUUUCUUUCCAGUUUGCUAUUGGUUUUACAUUGGAAUUUUGUCCUCAGUCUCUGUAUAUAUAGCUCCUACUAGCUUCAGUGAGUCUCAUUGCAGAGGAAGGCAUUUUUUACCAGAGGUUUGCUGACAAUAAAUGUGAGGGACUGAAACA
Messenger RNA from Neopelma chrysocephalum (saffron-crested tyrant-manakin), 3123 nucleotides. It is a transcript of the gene GPR37, whose product is annotated as G protein-coupled receptor 37. The coding region runs from base 806 to 2152 and encodes 448 amino acids. Gene Ontology annotation, biological process: positive regulation of MAPK cascade; adenylate cyclase-inhibiting G protein-coupled receptor signaling pathway. The record is from RefSeq and is a predicted model, not a curated record. The transcript is spliced from 3 exons. Gene Ontology annotation, molecular function: prosaposin receptor activity; G protein-coupled peptide receptor activity. Gene Ontology annotation, cellular component: plasma membrane; signaling receptor complex. Lineage: Eukaryota; Metazoa; Chordata; Aves; Passeriformes; Pipridae.